CCGUCAGGCCGGCUGGACAUGAAGUUUUCUCUCUAUAGGAUCCAAUUUUUCUCUAGACAGGAGUUAAUCCCUAAUCUUCAGUUCAAUUUUUCCUCCCUUCUGUCAUUGCAGAUGGGGAGGUAGCUAGAAGAACAAGAAACGGCAUCCUCCGUCUCAAGAAGCUAAAGAUGAUAACGGUGACAAAUUGAACGGAGAUGGGGAGGUUUUCGGCGACGCUCGGGAUAUUGUGGGGCCCCUCAACCCCAGUAGGUUUGCUUGUGGUAAGAGCCCUAGCUGGUUUACCCCGCAUUGAAUUGUAGAAAGCGCCGCCAGCUGGUUGUUACCCGAAAAGGUUUGAAUAAAGCUUUCUUUUGAUGCUGGACAGUAUGGGGGUUUUGAUGGUGCUUUUUGCUGCAAAAGGAUGGAAGCUAAUCCCCUGCCUUUGGAUGAAUGUUGGAGCAGAAAAUGGAUAUAGUGUUAACUCUUCCCAUAAACGCCCUGUCACCCGCCCCUUUCUUUUGUAAGCCCUCUUCAUCACCUCCUUACAAUAUAAAUGAAUGUUCUUGUACACGGUUUUAUUCACUCAAAGUCAUCGCAACUUCUAUCUUCUUUGUCUCUCUAGUAUUCUUCACUUCUACUUUGGAUCUUUUUCCUUGAGUUGAGUAAACAGUAAACACUGAAAAUGGGUUCUACUUUGAAAAACCUUGGUGAUAUUCUACUGGUCAUCACACUCAUCAUCUCCCUGGCUUUGGCAAAAGAGGGUGAUGCUGACUUGGUAAAUGCAACCUUAGUUAGGGUUGACGAUGGAGCAGUUUGCUUGGGAGGGAAUCCCGCAGCUUACUUUUACGUCCCAGGGUUCGAUAAUGGGAUUGAAAAUUGGAUUGUAUAUCUUCCUGGAGGCGGAUGGUGUAAAAAUGUUAGUGAUUGUGAAGAUUACCUUGAUAGAAAAGGUGUAGGCUCGGAGCCGGGACCAUUUUCCUUUGAUCAUAUUUUAAGUUCCAACAAGGAGAAGAAUCCUGACUUUUUUGACUGGAACAAGGUUGCUAUCCGGUACUGUGAUGCGUCAUCGUUCACUGGCAAUUCUGAGAUCACGAAGACAAAUGGUACUAAGCUUUUCUUCCGAGGAUGGAGAAUCUACACAGCUGUGAUGAAAGAGCUGUUGAACAAAGGAAUGGGGAAUGCUAAAAAUGCUCUGUUAGUGGGAAGUUCAGCUGGUGGAGUGGCAACAACCAUUUAUUGUGACAGAUUUCGAAGUUUGUUUCCACCAGCUUCUAGAGUAAAAUGCUUGUGUGACGGUGGCUAUUUUUUUCUUGCGAAAAAUCAUACUCAUGGAAACCAAUUUCUGUCAAUGUUUGAGGGCCUGAUAAAACUACACAAAUCAGAAAAUGCUCUGCCAAAAUCUUGCACAACAAUAUUAAGUGCAGAGUUGUGUUUUUUCCCACCGAAUUUACAGAGAGAUAUUAAAACACCCAUCUUUUUCCUUAUGUCAGCCUUCGAUUAUGUUCAGAUCAAUUAUACACUGUCAAUUGAUCUGACUAAAUGCGCUGGACUGAAGAAUUGCACUUUGAGUCAAAUUGAAGCGUCACAAGAUAUUAGGUCACAGUUGCUCACCGUCCUACCCAAAAAAGGCAAAGCGUUUUCUAAAGGAUAUCUAAUAACCUCUCCCGUGGCUCAUACUCAAGUAGAUCAGGAUAGUUGGUACAUUCAUACUGCUGGGACUAAUGAGAGUUUAGCGAGCUUAUUUGGAGCAUGGUAUUAUGAGAGGAAGGAUGUUCAAAUAAUAGAUAACUACCCCUGCCCCUACCAAUGCCCGUAUUAGUACUCCGCCUCCUAUAAUUGUCCCAUUUUUUCAUUUUUGGAUGUCCCACUAUUAUUGUCUCAUACCAUAUUUGGUAACAUUUGUGUGACUCUAAUUCAUUCUUACUUUAGUCCCACUAUCAAUUCAUUAUCAACCACAUAAUUCUACUUUUCUUAAAAACCAC
Messenger RNA from Cuscuta epithymum, 1961 nucleotides. Lineage: Eukaryota; Viridiplantae; Streptophyta; Magnoliopsida; Solanales; Convolvulaceae. The record is from the annotation of a GenBank genome assembly.